This is a messenger RNA of Heterocephalus glaber (naked mole-rat), 2002 nucleotides long. It is a transcript of the gene Ptgis, whose product is annotated as prostaglandin I2 synthase. NCBI's taxonomy places the organism in Eukaryota, Metazoa, Chordata, Mammalia, Rodentia, Bathyergidae. Gene Ontology annotation, molecular function: oxidoreductase activity, acting on paired donors, with incorporation or reduction of molecular oxygen; prostaglandin-I synthase activity; iron ion binding. Gene Ontology annotation, biological process: prostaglandin biosynthetic process. The record is from RefSeq and is a predicted model, not a curated record.
GCCCCCGCCUCCAUCUCCUCCUCCUCCUCCGUCUCCUCCAUCCUCUUGUCCACCCUAGGUCCUCCGCCCCGGCCCACACCCUCCCUCCCGGGGGCGGGGCCUGUCCUGCUGGGGCCCGGGGAGGGGUCUCGAGGCCCGGGCGGGAGCCAGGGUCGGUGCCUCGGCGCCAGCAGUGAGUGGGACCAGCCGAGCCCGCGCCCUCCGCCGCCGGCCAUGUCCGGGGCUGCGCUCCUCGGCCUCCUGGCCGCGCUGCUGCUACUGCUGCUGCUGCUGCUGAGCCGCCGGCGCGCGCGGCGACCUGGUGAGCCUCCGCUGGACCUGGGCAGCAUCCCCUGGUUGGGCCACGCCCUGGAGUUUGGAAGAGAUGUCGCCAGCUUCCUCACUAGAAUGAAGGACAAGCAUGGUGACAUCUUUACCGUGCUGUUGGGGGGCAGGUAUGUCACUGUCCUCCUGGACCCGCACUCCUAUGACAAGGUGAUGUGGGAGCCACGCACCAGGCUGGACUUCCACGCCUACGCCGUCUUACUCAUGGAGCGGAUUUUCAGUGUGCAGCUCCCACAUUACGACCCCAGUAACGAGAAGGCCAAGAUGAAACCGACCCUAGAGCACAGCAACCUGCAGGCUCUCACAGACGCGAUGUAUGCCAACCUCCACACCGUGCUGCGAGGGGACCCCGCAGAGGCGGCUGGUGACUGGCACGAGUCUGGUCUCUUCGAGUUCUGCUACAGUGGCCUGCUCAGAGCCGGCUACCUGACCCUGUUUGGUGUGGAGGCGUCGCCAGGCACCCUGGAGAGCCAGGCCCAGGACCGUACCCACUCAGCCAACAUCUUCCACACCUUCCGGCAGCUCGACCUGCUGCUGCCCAAGCUGGCCCGAGGCUCCUUGUCAGCGGGGGAGAAGGACCAGGUGCGAAGCGUGAGAGGUCACUUGUGGAAGCUGCUGUCUCCGGCCAGGGUGGCCACCCGCGCACUCCGGAGCAGCUGGCUGGAGAGUUACCUGCUGCACCUGGAGGAGAUGGGGGCGUCGGUGGAGAUGCAGGGCCGGGCCCUGGUGCUGCAGCUCUGGGCCACACAGGGAAACAUGGGCCCUGCCGCCUUCUGGCUCCUGCUCUUCCUUCUCAAGAAUCCGGAGGCUCUGGCUGCUGUUCGUAGGGAGCUGCAGUGCAUCCUGUGCCAGCCGGGGCAGCCUGUCUCACAGAUGAGUGCCCUCCCACCGAAGGCCUUAGACAGCACCCCUGUGCUUGACAGUGUGCUGAGUGAGAGCCUCAGGCUCACAGCCGCACCCUUCAUCACCCGCGAGGUGGUGGUGGACAUGGCCUUGCCUCUGGCGGAUGGACGGGAGUUCUCGCUACGACGCGGUGACCGGCUUCUCCUCUUCCCCUUCCUAAGUCCCCAGAGGGAUCCGGAAAUCUACACAGACCCGGAGGCGUUUAAAUACAACCGAUUCCUGAACCCAGAGGGAACAGAGAAGAAAGACUUUUACAAGGGUGGAAAACAGUUGAAGAAUUACAACCUGCCUUGGGGGGCGGGGCACAAUCAGUGCCUGGGGAAGAAUUUUGCCAUCUACAGCCUUAAACAAUUUGUGUUCCUCGCAUUGAUGCACUUUGACCUGAAGCUGGUCCGAGCGGAUGAGGAGAUCCCUGAAUUUGACCUCAGCAGGUAUGGCUUCGGGCUGAUGCAGCCGAAGAAUGAUGUGCUUGUCCGGUACCGUGCCCAGCUGUGACCUGCAGGAGCUCCUAGCUGGCCUGCUUCAGCUUCCUUUCUGUGCCAGCGUUGCCACAUCCCUGCUGUCCUAGAUGCCUGUGCCUAGGGGUGGAGACAGGGUGGAAGCCACCAAAGACAUCAGAGUCAAGAAAAGAUUUCAAAAGUUCAGCUGGGCACAGUGGCAUAUGCCUGAAAGUCCAGCACUUGGGAGGGCUGAGGUGGGAGGAUCACUGUGAGUUCGAGGCCAGCCUGGGCUACAAAGCAAAACCUUGUCUCAAAAAAAUAAAAAUAAAAAUAAA